UAGUCGUUUUAUAUAUGGAAAAGCAGAGCAAAAGUUUACCUCACUCGCUGCAUACACAACCCUCAAACGAAGUGCACAAUCACGUUCUUUCGCUCUCAACCUAUCAAACCCUCCCUUUCUUAAAACCCAUCACAAAACCCCUCCGAAAGCACAUCCAAUUCUCUAUCUCUGUCUCUAUCUCUAUCUCAAUCUCGACCAUGGAAGCUCUGUACUUCCUCAAGUUCUGGAAAACCCACAAAGAGAACGGCCAAAUUUCUAAUCCUCUGGUGGGAACAGAGGAUGAUGAGUGCGACGAAGGAGAUGAUUCCUUCUUUGAAUUGGAGUUCACUGGUCCUGAUUUUGACACCACCGUAAUCAACAGCAAGACAAACACCACGGCCGGCAACAAUGGAAACGACAAGAACGAUAAUCCAGGAAGUGACUCUAACCAAGAACCACUCGAGAAUUCAGCCAUUAAAACGCCAACCCUGUCUGUCUCUCCGACUGAAACAAUUUCCAAGAGAAAAGUCCUCCCCAUUGUACCCAUUACCAAGCCCCAAUCUUCCAUUUCGUUGUUGAAAUCCGCUCCUAAGCUACGAGUCCUGAUGUUCAAGAAUCCCAAAGUGGCCUCAAACAAAGCAGAGAAAACAGGGAAAACCGAUACGACUACAAAGCAACAGAACAAGUCUUAUGCGAUCAAGUUCAAAUUCGAAGAAUCUCCAAAUCAGUCCGUCUUCACCACGAAUACUCCUCAAACCCAAAACCCUGUUAAAGAUGACUCAUUGUCCGAUACAUCUUCAAAGAGCUACUCAAAAGAUGUCAUGCAUAGGUACUUGAAGCUAAUCAAGCCUCUAUAUGUCAAAGUUUCGAAGAGAAACAGUGAGAAGAUGAAGUCCUCCGGUGGGUCAUCGGCGACGUCGUCCCCUGCAUCUUCUCCGGCAACGGAGACGGUGUGUUCUCCGAGGUACGAAAAGCAAGGGAAUGUGGCAUCUGGGUUUCGAACGGUAUCAAAGCAUUUCAGGAAGAGUAAAUCGGUAUCGGCGGCUAUUAGUGCGCCGCAGUCACCGGCGAACAGGAGAGAUGAUUCGCUGCUGCUGCAGCAUGACGGGAUUCAAGGUGCAAUCAUGCACUGCAAGAGAUCGUUCAACUCCACUAGAGAUUCUUCGCUGUUAUCGCGGUUCACAAGUGAUCCGUUACAAGGAAGUUCCAUGGAUUGGCCAAGAAAAUCCAAUGAAGAGAAUUGACAACGUGGUCUAAAAGCCUCAUUGUUUGGUUUUGCUGUAACAUAG
This is a messenger RNA of Tripterygium wilfordii, 1268 nucleotides long. Its product is annotated as probable membrane-associated kinase regulator 5. Gene Ontology annotation, cellular component: plasma membrane. The transcript has 2 exons. The record is from RefSeq and is a predicted model, not a curated record. Bases 15 to 1223 code for a protein of 402 amino acids. NCBI's taxonomy places the organism in Eukaryota, Viridiplantae, Streptophyta, Magnoliopsida, Celastrales, Celastraceae.